CUGGACCCAAACACAGUAAACAGACGCCUCUCUCUGUCUGAGGAGAACAGAAAGGUGACAGAUAGGAGAGAGAAGCAGCCGUAUCCUGAUCACACAGAGAGAUUUGAGGACUGGGGACAGGUGCUAUGUAGAGAGGGUCUGACUGGUCGCUGUUACUGGGAGGUAGAGUGGAGUGGAAGAAGGGUUGAUAUAGGAAUGACUUAUAAAGGAAUCAACAGGAGAGGAUGGGGUAAUGACUUUUGUCUUGGAUACAAUGACAAGUCCUGGACUCUUUUCUGCUAUGACAACAGUUACAUUGCCUGUCACAAUAAUAAUCCCAUUACCAUAGAUGUCCGCCCCUCCAGCUUCUACAGAGUAGGAGUAUAUCUGGACUGGCCAGCCGGCACUCUGUCCUUCUAUAGAGUCUCCUCUGACACACUGACCCACCUGUACACAUUCACCUCCACAUUCACUGAGCCCCUCUAUCCAGGGUUUAGGGUUUGGUAUGAAGACUCCUCAUUGUCCCUGUGUCAGGUGGUUCCAAUGUCAAACACAACAUGAUGUUUCACUCUAAUCAGGGUCAUGUUCAGUCAGACACACUGGAGCAACAAUGUAGAAUAUCUCUCUAGUGUGUUAACCCCUCUAUCCAGGGUGUUUGGUAUGAAUAUCUCUCUAGUGUGUUAACCCCUCUA
This is a messenger RNA of Salvelinus namaycush (lake trout), 671 nucleotides long. Its product is annotated as stonustoxin subunit beta-like. The annotation marks the transcript as partial. The record is from RefSeq and is a predicted model, not a curated record. The transcript has a single exon. Lineage: Eukaryota; Metazoa; Chordata; Actinopteri; Salmoniformes; Salmonidae. Gene Ontology annotation, molecular function: protein binding.